Molecule: messenger RNA, 2064 nt
Organism: Hibiscus syriacus
Lineage: Eukaryota; Viridiplantae; Streptophyta; Magnoliopsida; Malvales; Malvaceae
Product: cytochrome P450 86A8-like
Exons: 1
Coding region: 281-1867 (528 amino acids)
Molecular function (GO): iron ion binding; oxidoreductase activity, acting on paired donors, with incorporation or reduction of molecular oxygen; monooxygenase activity
Source: RefSeq, a predicted model, not a curated record
GCCCUUAAUUAUUGCCUUCUUUAUAAUUUCACCUAUAAAUCCUCUUUCUAUAUACACCAUUUUUAUACUAUCACUCUCUCUUAUUCUCCUACUCCUCCUUUCAUAUACGAAAAUACAGAAGAAGGGGGGGAAAACAUAGCAAAAGCCUUAUGUUUUUCGUAGAAAUAUCUCUUUCAGGGUUUCGAGUUCCCAGAGUUCCUUUUUUGAAUAAUACGUGAGUUUUUUCUCGAGAAAAUUCUGAGCUAGGAGCGAGGUUGUUUUAUUGUAGUUAGAGGCAAGUAUGGAUAUAUCGACUGCUUUGCUCCUUUUGGCAGCAAUCACGGCUUACCUACUGUGGUUCACGUUUAUCUCACGGUCGCUAAGUGGUCCACGUGUCUGGCCUAUGUUGGGCAGUCUACCUGGCUUGAUCGAGAACUGCGACCGCAUGCAUGACUGGAUCUCCGACAACCUCCGUGCCUGCGGCGGUACGUACCAGACAUGCAUUUGUGCCAUCCCCUUCUUGGCUCGGAAACAAGGUCUCGUGACGGUCACGUGCGACCCGAGGAAUUUGGAGCACAUCCUCAAGUCUCGUUUCGACAAUUAUCCCAAAGGUCCCACAUGGCAGGCCGUGUUCCAUGAUCUACUCGGUCAAGGCAUCUUCAACUCCGACGGAGACACGUGGCUCUUCCAAAGGAGGACCGCCGCACUGGAAUUCACAACCAGGACUCUUCGCCAAGCCAUGGCUCGAUGGGUCAGUCGAGCCAUCAAGCUCCGGUUCUGCCCCAUUCUCGAGGAAGCUCAAAACCAAGGGCAGCCGGUUGACCUACAGGACGUGUUGCUUAGGCUCACUUUUGAUAACAUUUGCGGCUUAGCUUUUGGAAAGGAUCCACAAACAUGCGCCCAAGGUUUACCCGAAAACAGCUUCGCGUCGGCUUUUGACCGAGCCACUGAAGCCUCUCUUCAAAGGUUUAUUUUGCCUAAGGUUUUAUGGAAGCUAAAGAGAUGGCUCCGGCUUGGCUUAGAAGUGAAUCUGAGCCGAAGCCUUGUCCACAUGGAUGAAUAUUUAUCCAACGUCAUCAAUUCACGAAAGAAAGAAUUGCUUACUCAGAAAAAAGAUGGGAACCCACACGACGAUUUGCUUUCGAGAUUUAUGAAGAAAAAAGAAACCUAUUCCGAUGAGUUUCUCCAACACGUGUCACUCAAUUUCAUUCUAGCUGGACGUGACACGUCAGCGGUUGCUCUCAGUUGGUUCUUCUGGCUCAUCAUCCAACAUCCAAUAGUCGAAGAUAAAAUUUUACGCGAAAUUUGCAUUGUCCUAAUGGAAACACGCGGUGUCGACAUGUCAACAUGGUUCGAAGAACCUCUAGGGUUUGAAGAACUUGACCGAUUGAUAUAUUUGAAGGCAUCAUUAUCUGAAACUCUAAGGCUAUACCCUUCGGUGCCAGAGGAUUCAAAACACGUGGUGGCUGAUGACGUGUUGCCAGACGGAACAUUUGUUCCGGCGGGAUCAUCGGUGACAUAUUCAAUAUAUUCAGUAGGAAGAUUGAGGUUAACAUGGGGUGACGAUUGUCUCGAGUUUCGUCCCCAAAGGUGGUUAUCAGGAGAUGAGAAGGAGUUCAUCCAGCACGACUCUUACAAAUUCGUGGCAUUCAAUGCCGGGCCAAGAAUAUGUUUAGGAAAAGGUUUGGCUUAUCAACAGAUGAAAUCGGUGGCGGCUGCGACACUAUUGAGGCAUAAGCUGACGUUGGUGCCCGGCCAUAAGGUGGAGCAGAAGAUGUCACUGACACUGUUUAUGAAAUACGGGCUUAAAGUUAACGUGCAUAAGAGAGAUUUGGGAGCAGUUGUUGAAAAGAUUACCGGGGAAGAGAAAAAGCAAGGUAAAUUGUGAAUUUUUGAGCGGCGAUGGGGCCACUGAGAGUUAUAUUGUUCACGGAUAUUGAGCAAGGAAGUUGGGUACAUAAUCAAUGGCAAAUCUUUUAUAAGAAGGGAGAGGUAUUUUAAAUUUUACAAUUAUAUAUAUAUUUAUAUAUUAUACUCUUUUUCUUUUCUUGUAGGGAACCUUUUGAUUUUUUUUUAUAAAAUUUC